Messenger RNA from Ricinus communis (castor bean), 1654 nucleotides. RefSeq names its product dr1-associated corepressor homolog. Gene Ontology annotation, cellular component: nucleus. Gene Ontology annotation, molecular function: protein heterodimerization activity. Bases 265 to 1227 code for a protein of 320 amino acids. The transcript is spliced from 6 exons. Gene Ontology annotation, biological process: regulation of DNA-templated transcription. Lineage: Eukaryota; Viridiplantae; Streptophyta; Magnoliopsida; Malpighiales; Euphorbiaceae. The record is from RefSeq and is a predicted model, not a curated record.
UUUAUUUCUUAAAAAACUUUUGUCAGACCUGUACGGACGGAUAUCCCGUGGAAACGAGUUUCUUUAUCGUGUUUUCGGAUCUGAAGAAGGAUUAAUAGAUUUUUCCUCCGAAAUCUAAAUUCAAUUAUGAAAGAAAUGAUUUUGAUUUGAAAAAAUUAAAAUAAUUUCAGUUUUAUGCUUUUUGUCUGUUUUCGCUUUCUAUUGUAAUUAUUUAUUUUAGUGUCUUUAUUUUUUUCAAUUUAAAUGCUUCAAAUCUGACAAGCCAUGAGGAAGAAGCUUGAUACCCGUUUCCCAGCUGCACGCAUUAAAAAAAUAAUGCAAGCUGAUGAAGAUGUUGGGAAGAUAGCGUUGGCAGUACCUGUUUUAGUUUCUAAAGCAUUGGAAUUGUUUUUACAAGACCUUUGUGACCGUACAUAUGAAAUCACCCUUCAGCGAGGCGCAAAAACUAUGAAUUCAUUGCAUUUAAAACAUUGUGUACAGAGCUACAAUGUGUUUGAUUUUCUGAGAGAAAUUGUCAGUAGGGUUCCUGAUUAUGGUCAUGGUCAUGGUCAUGGUCAUUCUGAUAAUGCUUCAGAUCAUAGAACUCUUCAAAAAAGGAAGCCCAUUGGGGAGGAAUGCAAUGACAGUGAUGAAGAGUCCAAGAGAAGCAGGAUGCAUGAGAUGAGCCAUGCAGGCAGCAGUGGCAGAGGAAGAGGCCGUGGUCGAGGGAGAGGCCGUGGACGGGGUGCUCGAAGUGCAGAAAGAGAGUCUUCUCAUCGUGACAUUGAAUCUGAACCCAGUACAACUCUCCAGCAAUCUGCAACGAACAACUCAAAUACUGGAAUGGUUAUGGAAAAUGAUUCAGAAUCGGAGCUAUUAAAGGAAAAUAUGAUAGUCAAUGAUGGUGCCAAUGCACCAGAAAGAAACUUUGAUCUGAAUGCCGAGGUUAGUGAGAAUGACGAUGCAAAGGCUACAACAGCUGCGGCUACAGCAGCUGCGGCUACAACAACAACGACAGCAGCAGCAGCAACAACAACGACAGCAGCAGCAACAACAAUAACAACAACAUCAACAACAAUAAUGGUGGCUGAAAGCUCAUCAGUGGCGCCUGUUGCUGAACCUAAUCAUGAAGAAUAUCCUGGUUGGUCACUUUCUGAAAUGGAUAAGAUGGCCAUUGACCCUCUUCAGCUUGCACAACUAGGCACAAGAAUAGAUGAGGAGGAGGAAGAUUACGACGAAGAAGGCUAAUACACUGUUAGUAGGGGCUUUUAGAAAUGUUAGCGGUUGGGUUCUGUUUAGUGGGUGUAAAGACAGGAGAGGAAAGCAGCAGAAAGUGAAGAACCAGAAAGACCACUCCAUGGAGAGCAAAGCACACUUCUUCGACGAGAAGGCUGAAAAACGAUCUUUUAGGUUUUUCUUUGUCUCUGUUAUUUACAUCUCCUAUCAUGCCAUCUCUUGACGACCCUUCCUCCUAUAGUAGAUUUGCUGACAGUUUCAGACCAUUAGCUUGUGUGAUUUGAAUACCUAAUGUAGGAUCAGGACGGACACGGCAACCUUAGUAGAAGUUGCUGUUUAAGAUUAAGAUUGUUGUGUACGAUUUCCUUUUAAAUUGUAGUCCAAGUCCAACCACAUUUUAUUAGCAUUUGGUAGAAAAUUUUCAGCCACUUUGAGAUUA